Molecule: messenger RNA, 1777 nt
Organism: Oncorhynchus tshawytscha (Chinook salmon)
Lineage: Eukaryota; Metazoa; Chordata; Actinopteri; Salmoniformes; Salmonidae
Gene: nqo1
Product: NAD(P)H dehydrogenase, quinone 1
Exons: 6
Coding region: 209-1054 (281 amino acids)
Cellular component (GO): cytosol
Molecular function (GO): NAD(P)H dehydrogenase (quinone) activity
Source: RefSeq, a predicted model, not a curated record
UGUUCUUUGUGUUCGUGGGACUCGAGACUCUGGUGUUAUGAAACCGCUCAAUCUCAGUUUCAAUCACACAAUGUUUCUCACGCGAAUAUCAGCGGGCGGUUCCAUAGUGAUAAGAGCUGCGGCACCGGACAAGGACGCAGGUUUUCCCCUCCAGUUGCAGAAGAGGGAGCGUCCAGAUCCGGGGAAGGACCGAUCAUAAACUCGCGUCAUGGCUCAGAAGACAGUGCUAAUUGUGUACGCCCAUCAGAGUGGGGGGUCCUUUAACUCGGCAGCGAAGGAUGUUGCCGUGGAAGCCCUCAGACAGCAGGGCUACAAGGUUGUUGUGUCUGACCUUUACGCCAUGAACUUCAGAGCCUCCGCCACAAUGGAGGAUAUCACAGGUGAGGUGAAGAACCCGGAGCACUUCAAGUACGGAGAGGAGACCAUGCAUGCCUGGAAGGAGGGUCGACUCAGUGACGACAUCAUAGCUGAGCAGCGGAAAGUGGAGGCGGCGGAGCUCGUCAUCUUCCAGUUCCCUAUGUACUGGUUCAGCGUUCCAGCCAUCAUGAAGGGCUGGAUAGACAGAGUCCUGACUCAAGGCUUUGCCUUCUCGCUGCAGAAGAUGUACAACAAUGGAAUAUUCAAGGACAAGAAAGCCAUGUUGUCGUUCAGCACUGGGUCUAUGCAGACUAUGUACCGCCCUGACGGCAUCAACGGAGACAUUAACGUCACACUGUGGCCCCUACAGAACGGCGUGCUUCACUUCUGUGGGUUCCAGGUGCUAGCCCCCCAGGUGUUCUGGUGUCCGGGACACAGCCCCCCCGCGAAUCGGACAGCCAUGCUGGAUGGCUGGAGGGCCAGGCUGAAGACCCUGCUGGUCGAGCGACCCCUGACCUUUGCCCUCAGCGAGAUGUUUGACUUGACCUUCCCCGGGGGCUUCGUGCUGCGGCCGGAGGUCAGGAAGGAGCAGAGCACCCGCCCCCACGGCAUCACCACCGGACACCACCUGGGGAAACCCCUCCCCCCUGACAACCAGCUGAAGGCUGAUGACCCCUCCUCCCUGACAACCAGCUGAAGGCUGAUGACCCUUGGAUAAUUAUUUCUCCAAUAGAACCCAGAGAGUGUUCUUCAGUGGAAGCUUCUCUAACAUCAGAUAUGUAAAGUGCGGUGUCCCUCAGGGUAGUUGCCUUGGGCCAGUUACUCUUCUCUAUUUUUACAAAUGAUUUGCCACUUGUCUUACACAAAGCUAGAAUGACUACGUAGAUGAUUCCACACAUUAGUAUCAGGUGUUUAAUAAUAAAAACAUUCUCUAAGACCUAAACCUCAGCUGGAGUUGUGUAUAAAGGGUGUGACCAUUGAGCAAGUUGAGGAAGCUAAAUUCCUACUUAUAAACUGGGUGCUUCGAGCCCUGAAUGCUGAUUGGCUGACAGCCGUGGUAUACCACAAAUAUGACAACAUUUAUUUGGACUCCUCUAAUUACGUUGGUAACCAGUUUAUUAUAAUAGCAAUAAGGCACCUCAGGGGGUUUGUGGUAAAUGGCCAAUAUUCCACGGCUAAAGGCUGUAUCCAGGACCUGCGCAUUGCGUCGUGCUUAAGAACAGCCCUUAGCCGUCGUAAAUUGGCCAUAAACUACAUCCCCCUCGUGCCUUAUUGCUUAAGAAUUACAUAGGAUGGUCAGUUAUUAUGGUCAAGUCAAAUUGACAGAGUUGUUGUGAAGAUGGGGAGAGGUAUGUCUGUUAUAAAAAGAUGUUCUGCGUUUUUGAAACAUCAAUAAACUGCACUAGUUGUUCAGACUCUG